Glarea lozoyensis ATCC 20868 is the source of this 456-nucleotide messenger RNA. RefSeq lists its product as uncharacterized. The coding region runs from base 1 to 456 and encodes 151 amino acids. The record is from RefSeq and is a predicted model, not a curated record. Gene Ontology annotation, cellular component: membrane. Lineage: Eukaryota; Fungi; Ascomycota; Leotiomycetes; Helotiales; Helotiaceae. The transcript is spliced from 3 exons.
AUGUCAUUUUACGGAGACAACUACUCCUUGUAUGCCGUUCCGGCAGCAUGGUUUGUAGCAUUCGUUCCACAUGUGUACUCAACGACGUUCACAUCGCGUUACGACAAAACGUCGCCACGAACCCAUUUGCAGGAGAUGGAGAAAGACCAAACCAUUGACCAAGCCACAAAAGACAAACUAACCCGCGUAAACGGAGCAAAACAAAAUGGCUUCGAGAACAUCGGAUUCUUCGCAGCUGCGGUCGUAGCAGGGAAUGUAGCCGGACUUUCCGCAACGUCGCUCAAUGGAUUGUCCGCAGGAUACGUCUUGAGUCGUAUCUUGUACACCCUCAUCUACAUCAACAACACGAAUCCAAAGUUCUCGGACUUGAGAUCCGUUAUGUGGUUGGUUGGAAUCGGUCAAGUUGUUACUUUGUAUGCGAAGGCUGGGAAUAUGUUGCGAGCUGGUUCGGUUUGA